Molecule: messenger RNA, 3882 nt
Organism: Gadus morhua (Atlantic cod)
Lineage: Eukaryota; Metazoa; Chordata; Actinopteri; Gadiformes; Gadidae
Product: protein mono-ADP-ribosyltransferase PARP12
Exons: 19
Coding region: 507-2834 (775 amino acids)
Cellular component (GO): nucleus
Molecular function (GO): zinc ion binding; NAD+ poly-ADP-ribosyltransferase activity
Source: RefSeq, a predicted model, not a curated record
UCCAAUCGUAAGAAAAGGAAACUCAUGCCGACUACUGCCGUGAAUAAACGCGACCCACCCUUUCUUCACAAGGUCCAUGAACCCACCGAGUUCACAGCCGUGUACAACUUGGAGUGAGAGCAGUGGUGGUUUUAGCAUAGAGGCAUAGAAUAAACCACGUGUUGAACAUUUACCACUCUCCGAGUCAUAGAGGAGGCACGAGACCACCACACAACAAAGAAUCAAAAUAGUUUUUCAUCAAUUGGGGAGCAAGCUCGGAAGGCCGCGAUCCGGACAACUCAACUUGGCGAGCCGGCACAGGUAACAGCGGGCACAGUCCGCCGCCCGGCCCACCGGCCGCAUGGAGGAGGACCCCGCCCGGCUGCCCUCCCACCUGUGUGUGCUUCGACUACACCAACAACAGAUGCCAGGAGGGCUGCAUUAGGAUCCACAUCUGUGAGCGAUACCUGCGUCGUAACUGCUGCGGCUCGCGGGCCCACGAUUUCUACGAGCCGCAGCCUUUUGAGAUGCUGCAGAACAGCCGCAUCCCCAACGACCUCAUGGCGGCCAUGGAGUCGAUGUACAUCAACAAGGAGGUCCUGAGUAGUCCUGUAGGACAGACCAAUCAGGUCCCUGCUGCUGGUGCUGCUGGUGCUACUAAUAAAACCGAGAUUUGUCUGCUCUUCCUCGAAGGCAACUGUAUCCAACCCGUAGAACAGUGUUUCGGAGCUCAUUACAAGCUGCCUUACAGCUGGGAAGUUCUGGAGGGCCAUCAGUGGACGCUGCUGGAUAGCUCAGAGAAGAUAGAAGGGGAUUACUGUAACCCCAAAAUAACAUACAGCAUGGUGGAUGGAGGAGCGGUGUGGUUUGAGACAAUGACGCGUGGACUCCAGAAGGUCAGGCGUCUCUCCUCCAUCUCCUCAGUCCUCCAGCCCACCUUCCUACUCACCACCGAGUGGCUCUGGUACUGGGAGGAAGAGGAUGGGAACUGGAACCAGUACGAUUCACCGACCAACAGAGCACUUGAGCAGAAGUUCCAGAACAACCCGCAGGAGGUGUUGGAGUUCACCGCAGGGUACCAGACCUACACACUCAGCCUCAAGGACAUGAUCCAGACCAAUAAGAGUUACAGCACCAAGAGGCUGGUGAGGCGACGGCCUCGUUUCCUGUCCUCCGCCAACGUGCAGGACAUCAGGACAAGUGCUGGUGCUACUGGUGGUGCUGUUAGUAGUGCUGGUGUUGUUGCUACUGGAGGUGGUGAAAGGAGAAGCCCGCCCCAAGAUAAAAUCGAGAUUUGCUUAUUUUUCCUCGAAGGCAACUGUAUCGACCCCAUAGAAAAGUGUUUCGGAGCUCAUUACAGUCUGCCUUACAGCUGGGAAGUUCUGGAGGGCCAUCAGUGGAUGCUGCUGGACAGCUCAGAGAAGAUAGAAGAGGAUUACUGUAACCCCAAAAUAACAUACAGCACGGUGGAUGUAGAAGCGGUGUGCUUUGACACCAUGACGUGUGGACUCCAGAAGGUCAGGCGUCUCUCCUCCAUCUCCUCAGUCCUCCAGCCCACCUUCCUACUCACCACCGAGUGGCUCUGGUACUGGGAGGAUGAGCAUGGGAAGUGGAACCAGUACGAUUCACCACCCAACAGCAGCACAGAGCUGGAGCAGAAGUUCCAGAACAACCCCCAGGAGGUGGUGGAGUUCACCGCAGGGUCCCAGACCUACACACUCAGCCUCCAGGACAUGAUCCAGACCAAUAAGAGAUACGGCACCCAGAGGCAGGUGAGGCGACGGCCUCGGUUCCGGUCCUCCGCCGACGUGCAGGACGACAGGACAAGUAAAAGGCCUCCAAAUGGUCCACCAAAUGUCCAAGCUUUUCCCAGACACUGGGACAAGUCCCAGGUUCCUGAGAUUGGACACAAGAAAGUACUGCUGCGAGAUUCGUCCAAAGAAUACAAGAAGGUGGAGACGCUGUUUCGUCAGACGAUGACCGCCUUUGACAUCGUGAAGAUCGAGAGGAUUCAGAACAAGAGUCUCUGGGACCAAUUUCAGUUGCAAAGGGAACAAAUGAAGACGAGGAACGGCGGGCAUUCCGUGGCCGAGAGGAAGCUGUUCCACGGCACAGACUCCAAGUUCAUCGACCCCAUCUGCUGCUCGAACUUUGACUGGAGGAUCUGCGGAACCCACGGGACCAUCUUGGGCAAGGGCAGUUACUUCGCCCGGGACGCCAGCUACUCCCACACAUACACCAGCUACGCCUCGACGGUCCGCUCCAUGUUCGUGUCCCGGGUGCUGGUGGGUCACCACACCCGGGGCUCGGCCGACUACGUGCGCCCCCCCUCCAAGGACGGCAGGGACACCCUCUUCUACGAUAGCUGCGUGGACAGCAUCCGUUCACCCUCCAUCUUUGUCGUCUUCGACCGGCCUCAGAUCUACCCGGAGUUCCUGCUCACGUACAAGGCGAAGGCUGCGGUCGUGGGUGACUCGUUGUCCGGGUUACUGGUCGCCAUUGCCGCCGCCCCGGUGGGGAAACCCACGCCUGUGGUAAUACCCACACCUGCUGUGAUACCCACGCCUGUGGUGAAACCCACGCCUGUGCCCAGAACCACGCCCGCGCAGCAGUUCCCUGGUGCUUCCACGUACCUGAAAAACGUCUCUCAGCCACAUAUCUACCGCCCCCUCCCAACAGCCCUACCCGCCCCCCCCACCCCGCCUGCGAGCCACUGUCCCCCGCCAUCGAGCUCCUGCCCUCAGACCCACCAGGGGUUCCAGGGCAUGUCCAAGAGAAUGCGAGAGAAGGCGUCGGGCAUGGACUGGUACAGUGUCCCGGGUGUCGCGCCGGAGGUGAAGCGCCAGCGCCUGUGACCAGAGCCACGCCCCGCAGUGGUUCCCUGGUGCUUCCACAUACUUGAAAAAUGUCCCUUUGCCCCAGCCCUACCGUCCGCUCACAACAGCCCCCCCCCUCACCCCGCCUGCGAGCCACAGUCCCCAGCGGUUCCCCGGCCCCUUUACAUACUCGUCAGCCGUUCCUCCGCCACAGCCCUACCGACCCCUAACAACAGCCGCCCGCCCCCGACCUAUCGGCCUCGGACCUACCCGGAGUUCCUGCUCACGUACAUCAGAAAGUGAGAAAAGGCGUCGGCCGUCGACGACUGGUAAGGUGUCCCGGCCACCACGGCGGUGGCAAAGCCCACACGCCUGUGCCCAGAGCCACGCCCGCACAGCGGUUCCCCGGCGCUUUCACGUACUUGAAAGCCUUUCCUCCAACAAAGCCCUACCACCGCCCCCCCGCCUUCCAGAAUCAGCCCCCUGCCCCCAAGCUACCCUAGUCUGAAGCCUAAGCCAAAGGACUCUAGUGUGGUGAGCUAGGGUGGGGCAGGGUAGGGAGGUGGAGCUAACACGACGGUGUCUGUUAGGGCUUUGGAUUGGAUUGGGGCUUUUGGAAAGGGGGUGGUUCUGUAGAAGGGCUUUGGGGUCUGGACCCCGUUAUCUGGAAAGCCUGAGGUAUAACAAUAAGAAUUUGUGUUGAUUCAAACUAUUAUUAUUAUUCCAAUUAUGCAAAAUACACAAAGAAAAUACUUUAUGGUAACCGUGGGUUACAUAUAUAUAUCUCACAUGACAUUUUGUAAAGUGUUGAAAGAAAUCUAUUAACAGUGGUAAACUUGAAGAAAAAUACUUAGAUAUAAACGUGCAAAGUACAAUACAAUAUAAAGAUGCAAUACAAUAUAAAGAUGCUAAAUACUCACAGCUCACUUCUCCUGGAGUGAGUUUAUUCUCACUCCCGUCAAAUUAUUCAAAAACAACGUAGACUAUGACGCAACUGUGAUGCAAAAUGUCGAUCUGCCGACAUUCUUCUCUGUGCAAAUGUGCAAAUUUCCCGACUCGUGUGCAAAUUUCCUGACUCGUCCUCUGA